UCAUUCACUGGAAUUGGUACAAUCAAGAUAUUGACCCUGCAAAAGUCUAGACCAAUUCGGGUACAUAUGAUUCAAGGAAUCAAGCUAGCAAACCAUUCAUGAAAGCAGGUAUCCAAAAACAUAGUAUGGGUAGUUUUUUUAAGGUGUUCGUCAAAAUUCUUUCUCUGAUUCUGAUAUGCUAUGGCUUGCAAACUAAUGCGGUAACGGUUGUUUUUCACAACUCCUGUUCUGGAGAUCCUAUCACCUCUAAUACAUAUCAGUCAAACCUGAAUCUUCUUCUGUCUUCUCUAACAAAUUCAUUUCACAAAACAAUCAUCCGUAAUGGGUAUUACAACCACACAGUUGGUCGAAAUCCUAAUACCGCCUAUGGAAUGUAUCAGUGUAGAGGUGAUAUUACACUAGAUGAAUGUCGACACAGUGUUAAUUCAGCAGCAAAAGAAGUACUACUUCGCUGCCCCAAGAUUAAACAAGCAAUCAUUACAUACAAAGAACUUGUUGUUUUGAAAGUCUCUGAUCAGUUAUUCUUCUCGAUCAUGCAAGACAAACCAUCAUAUACUCUCCCUAAUGCAAAGUCGAUUACAAAUCCAGAUGAGUUUAAUCCACAGUUCGACAAACUAGCGAAUAAACUUGUAUCAGAAGUUGCAUCAAAUGGUAUUUCCUCUACCAGUUCGUCUUCAACAAAUAAAAAGUUGUAUGCUAAUGGAAGCAUAGAGGUUACACGCUCACAGAACAUAUAUGGGUUAGCUCAAUGCACUUCUGAUUUAUCAGUUAGCAAUUGCACUCAAUGUCUACGUGGGCAAAUCGAUGAUGUUCGGAAACUGUUUAGAGGGCGAAUAGGUGCUAGAGUUAUUUGUAUGAGUUGCUUUUUCAGAUAUGAGUUGUAUCCUUUAUAUCUACCCGAUACGGCUCCAUCACCAUCUUCAUCUCCGAUGAACCCUCCAUUGACAAAUGCAACGCGAAAGAUUUCGCUGAAAGUGUUGGGUAUUAUAGUUCUUCCUUCAGUUAUUGCCGUAUUAUCAAUCAUAGUCAUUUUGCUGUAUUUCUGCAUAAAAACAAGAAAGAAAGCGGUAAAGGAAACUGAUGAUAUUGAUGAGAUUCAAAGUGCUGAAUCCUUGCAAUUCAAAUUCAGUAUUAUAAGCGCUGCGACACAAAACUUCUCAGAUGCUAAUAAGCUUGGGGAAGGAGGAUUUGGUACCGUAUACAAGGGUACACUCUUAGAUGGACAAGAAACAGCUGUGAAGAAAUUGGCUAAAAAUUCAGGUCAAGGUGAAGAAGAAUUUAAGAAUGAAGUUGUAUUAUUAGUCAAACUACAACAUAAGAAUCUUGUUAGACUUCUGGGGUUCUGUUUAGAUGGAGAUGAAAAGCUACUUGUUUACGAGUUUAUGAAGCAUGGAAGCCUCGAUCAAUUCUUAUUCGAUCCCAUUAAAUCCACACACUUAGAUUGGGGAAGGCGAUACAAGAUUAUAGGAGGUAUUGCUAAAGGUCUUGUCUAUCUUCACGAGGACUCUCGACUUAAUAUCAUUCACCGGGAUCUUAAAGCCGGCAACAUAUUAUUAGGAGAAGAUAUGGUCCCCAAAAUUGCAGAUUUUGGGAUGGCUAGGAUUUUCAUGGAGAAUCAAAAUCAAGUCAGUACGAAACGAAUUUGUGGAACUUUUGGGUAUAUGGCUCCUGAGUACGCAAUGAAUGGCAAGUUCUCCGUGAAAUCAGAUGUCUUUAGUUUCGGUGUCUUAAUAUUAGAGAUUCUAUGUGGAAGAAAAAGCAGCUCUUUCGGAAAAGAAGAUGAUGCAGAGACUAUUUUAAGCUAUGCAUGGGAGCUCUGGAAGGAAGGUAAAUAUCAUGAAUUUUUAGAUCCCAUACUGAGAGAAAGUUAUUCAACAAAUGAAGUGGUGAGAUGCAUCCAAAUUGGAUUAUUAUGUGUUCAAGAAGAUGUAGAUGAUAGACCCACAAUGGCGAUGAUCAUUCACAUGCUUAAUAAUCACUCAGUCACACUUCCAUCACCUUUAUCACCAUCCGCGUUUUUGUUACGUGAUGAGAGAAGAGGACCCAACAUCCCUGCCAAAGAAGCUGACAAUGUAAGUGUGAAUGAGGUGACGGUGACAGAACUUUACCCUCGUUGACACGGUACAAGCCACAUUUGGCAGUUCAACUUGAGCUCUGGAAAAUAUGAUUUAGUUUCCACGAAUUUAUCGUUGUGUUUAUCAUACAAUAAGUUAUGUUUCCCAUUAUAUGAAUCUAAAUUGAGUAAUUUCAGCAGAUAAAA
Papaver somniferum (opium poppy) is the source of this 2260-nucleotide messenger RNA. RefSeq names its product putative receptor-like protein kinase At4g00960. Gene Ontology annotation, molecular function: ATP binding; protein kinase activity. The transcript is spliced from 7 exons. NCBI's taxonomy places the organism in Eukaryota, Viridiplantae, Streptophyta, Magnoliopsida, Ranunculales, Papaveraceae. The record is from RefSeq and is a predicted model, not a curated record. Bases 99 to 2117 code for a protein of 672 amino acids. Gene Ontology annotation, biological process: protein phosphorylation.